Molecule: messenger RNA, 2528 nt
Organism: Amoebophrya sp. A120
Lineage: Eukaryota; Dinophyceae; Syndiniales; Amoebophryaceae
Source: the annotation of a GenBank genome assembly
GGUAGAUCCGGAUUGCGCUUGAUCUGUUGAUGACCACUAAGGGCGGAGGACAGAUGGAGGUCGUUUUGGUGGAAGACAGAGACACUAUAUAAACGAGUAUAGAUAAAUAUUUUUUUCGCGCGCAGCUAAAAGGUCGGGCAGCGUUCGCAUACGAGUGAUGCCGCGGGAUACACGACCCAGAAGUCGUGCAGGCAAUUAAGUAGUAACCUAGUAGAGGAAGUAAACACACAGCACAUAGACAGUUCCUGGCUGCUCGCCUGGUGGUAGUUUAGCAUUCCUUUCAGCAAACUGUCAAAGAAGCUUGCGCUCGACUCGAUUUUUUCGAUCAACCAAAGCCAGGGGAAAAAAAGAACCCGAUCGCUUUCUACUUCGACCUGUAAAAUAAAUUACAGAGAAGAACAAGUCGCGCACUAACUACAGAAAAGUCGCCCUGUAAGUAGUACUUUGACCUGUAGUUUUUUUUACAGAAACGUAAGUUACCUUUUACAGCACAGGCUUGGUCACCAUGAUGACGUUGCCGCGCUUAAUCUCGUUCGCUGCUGGUGCUGUGCUUUAUCACGGCGGUAUGCAGAACCUUCUCCAAGCGCAGCUGCUGCUGGUCGGUGCCCUGUCCCUAAAUCCUAAAACGACCGGUGCCAAUUCCGCCACGACCCCAGUGGGAGAUGAACAACCGAGCGAGGCGAAAGAGGAGCAGGCGAAGGAGCAGGCCGGGCUGCCGAGCGAGGCGGAAGACGAAGAGAAGGCGAAGGAGCAGGCCCGGCUGCAGGGCGCUGCGGAGGAACAGGCCCGGCUGCAGGGCGUUGCGGAGGAGAAGGCGAAGGAGAAGGAACGGCUGCAGGGCGUUGCGUAGGAGCAGGCGAAGGACGAGCAGGCCCGGCUGCAGGGCGUUGUGGAGGAACAGGCCCGGCUGCAGGGCGUUGCGGAGGAACAGGCCCGGCUGCAGGGCGUUGCGGAGGAGAAGGACCGGCAGCUGCGGGAGAAGCAGGCCCAGCUGCAGAGGGAGCAGGAGCUGCAGAGAAAGGAGCAGCAGCUUGCGCAGGAGCAGCAGCGGCUGCGGCAGGAGGAGGAUUUUUUGCGGAGGGGGGGCGCCCGGCAGGGGCAGCCGUACGGCAAUUACAAUCCUGCUGGUGGCGCACUUCCACUUAUCAGAUUGUUCUCAAAUCGAUUACCUUCUCAACUGUUACAUGAGUAGCUGUCAUGCAAAAUGACCAUGAGGAGCUGCUGCUGCAACCACAUCACGGCCAAGCGGCUGCGCAUGACAAAAAAUUUUCGAAGCUGCGCUAAACAGCAUCUGAAAAAGAAAAACCUGUGCAAAAUUUGUAAAAAAUGCAAGAACUUCUACUGCAAGAUCGUCCCUCUCGGCGCUUUCGCUUUUCUACUUGCAUUUCAAAUACAACAAUUUCAUCGUAAAGACAGUUGAGAAUGUAACGGCUGAGAGCCGCAUAUUACCACUUGCGGGUUUCGGGGCGGGGGUUCUUGCUGGAGAACUUGCUGCAGGUGGAUUUCGCCCAGGACUCAUUCCUGGACCCGUUGGCCCAGGAUUCAUGCCUGGACCCGUUGGCGGACCCGGAGCCCUGGCCAUGGAUGGUCUUCAGCGGGAGCAAGAAGGCCGUUUUCUGGAGAUGGAGGGUGCUAUGCUGGGGAACCCAGUAUGGAUUGCACCAAAUAUUAUGUCUGGGUCUGGAAGGAUGCAAGGUUAUUUGUCAUGCACAUUUUGCAUGAGCAGCAGUCCUGAUCGAUCUGUGUGAUGCAUGCCCUAGCAUCACAGAUUUUGUGAGCAGGCCUUUCUGGAGAUGCCUUUACCGCAUGAGAUGAAACUACCGCAUAAGAAAUAAUGCUUUCUCGCAAUGGCAAAAUAAAUUUACUGGACGGCUUUUGCUGUUCAUGCAACACAGAUUUUUGUAGAAUCCAGUUGCAGACGCAGCAUCACAAGUUCGCAUCCUUCCAGACCCAGCACACUACAUGUUUGCAUUUGAUACCCAGGCAUGGUCGCGGCCGGUGAGAUGAUGGAGCAACAAGGUCGGGCGGAGGAACGUCUCGCAUUCGCUGAUAUGCUGUGCAAAAGUAUCGUACUCGUAUAAAUGCAGGUCUUGCAUUACAAAUUUCUUUGUCAAGGCAAAUCAGCAUCACAAAUUUUAUUUCUCAUGCUGUGAAAAUAAUGCAUUUAUACGAGUACGAUACUUUUGCAAAGGAUAGCUGAACAAGCCCUGAACCCAUAUCAAAUGCAAAUAUGUCUGGAUGUCUGGAAGAUUCCGAGAUUUGUCAUGCAGUUUUUCCAAACUCCCCCACGUCUGGAAUACGGGGCCUAGCAUCUUCUUCACAGGUUCUGCAGCCCCUUGGCCGCGAUCCCUAUAAUUCUGCAUGAGAACAAAUGCCCUCUCAGCAUGGCCAGAAUAUGGCACUAGUUGCACGUCAUGCGUCACAGAUCUUCAUCUUUGUGAGAUCCGCAACACGGAUCACAAGUUCGGAUCAUGCUUCCAGACCCAGACUACAUAUUUGCAAUUGAUAGUGCAUUUCCGUGGCGGUAA